Molecule: messenger RNA, 1704 nt
Organism: Arachis ipaensis
Lineage: Eukaryota; Viridiplantae; Streptophyta; Magnoliopsida; Fabales; Fabaceae
Source: RefSeq, a predicted model, not a curated record
AUGAAGAGUUCGGGCUGCGUCAAAGACGUCCAGAGACUGGCGGGAAGGCUCACCGCGCUAUCUCGCUUCCUUGGGGCAUCAGCAGCAAAGGCCCUACCUUUCUUCAACCUAAUGAGAAAGGGAAUAGCAUUCGAAUGGACCCCGGCAUGCGAAGAAGCUUUCAACCAUUUCAAAAAGAUCCUUGCAACACCACCUGUGCUCGGUAAGCCCGUGAUCGGAGAAUCGCUCUACCUGUACCUAGCUAUAACGGAGGAAGCGCUGGCAGCGGUCUUGGUACGGGAAGAAUGGAAAGUUCAACAACCGAUUUACUUUGUGAGUAAAGCGCUGCAAGGAGCAGAACUUAAGUACAGCAAGUUGGAGAAACUGGCACUAGCGCUCCUAACCUCUUCCUGCAGACUACGGCAAUACUUCCAAGGUCAUCAAGUGGUCGUAAGAACGGACCAGAGAAUUCGUCAAGUGCUCCAGAAACCUGACCUAGCAGGAAGGAUGAUGACCUGGGCCAUCGAGCUAUCCCAGUACGAUUUAAGAUAUGAGCCUCGACAUGCAAUUAAGGCGCAAGCAAUGGCAGAUUUCCUGGUGGAAGUAACCGGAGACCCAACCGAGGACACGGGCACACGGUGGAAGCUCCAUAUAGAUGAAGCCUCUAAUCAGACAUCCGAAGGCACCGGGAUCAUCUUAGAAAGCCCAUCCGGGGUCAUCUACGAACAAUCGGUCAAGUUCAAGUUUCCCGUAUCGAACAACCAAGCAGAAUAUGAAGCCCUCAUAGGCGGCUUGGUCUUAGCUGGGGAAGUCGGGGCUACGAGGCUAGAAGUAUGCAGUGACUCACAGAUUGUCACGUCGCAAGUAAAUGGAAGCUACCAAGCCAGAGAAUCGCUGUUGCAGAAGUACUUGGAGAGGGUUAAAGAACUGAGCAAACAGUUUGAGGAGGUCACGGUCCAACACGUUCCGAGGGAGAGGAACACACGGGCAGAUCUCCUAUCCAAGCUAGCAAGCACGAAACCUGGAACCGGCAACCGGCCCCUCAUUCAAGGCAUCACGAAAGAACCAGCAGUUGCCCUCCACCUGACCAAGAUAAGCCCCUCCUGGAUGGACUCCAUCACUGAUUUCUUGCAGAACGGCAAACUCCCUGUAGGUGAGAAGGAAGCUAAAGCGUUGAGAAGGAAGGCUGCCAAAUACACGAUCAUACAAGGCCAACUUUUUAAAAAGGGACUUAGCCAACCUUUGCUGAAGUGCUUACACUCCGACCAGAUGGACUACGUACUCAGAGAAGUCCACGAGGGGUGCUUCCGCCACGGGAGAAACCCCCUUCCGCCUGACAUACGGGGUAGACGCAAUAUACCAGUAGAGAUCGGUGAGCCGAGCCCACGGUUAUUUCUCAAGGGGGUGGAAGAAGCUGUAGAGAAGGACCUAGUAGAUGAGACUAGGGAGAAGGCCCACCUGUCAGAAGUAGCACUAAAGCAAAGAGUGGCCCUGCGCUACAACACCAAAGUGCUCAAGAGGGGAUUUGAGCAAAACGAGCUCGUCCUACGGGGCAAUGACAUCGGCCUACCAACCCAGGGAGAAGGCAAACUGGCGGCGAACUGGGAAGGCCCCUUCAGGGUCAAAGAAGUGAUUGGCAAGGGCGCCUACAAAUUGGAUAAGCUUAACGGAAGGGAGGUCCCAAGAACUUGGAAUGCGGGCAACCUGAGAAGGUUUUACCCCUAG